AUUAUUUCACAAAAGGACCAUUUUGGUUUAAAACAUGUUUGCUAUUAUUUUUACUCUUGCACUUAUAACAGUACAUGUUGGGGCGGAAAUACCCUCCUACAUUCAAGUAUGCGGCCGUAGAGAUCCGAAUCUUGAUCAGUGUAUCAUAAAUAACAUCGAUAAUUUGAAAGGAAGGCUCUGCGAUGGAAUUCCAGAAUUGGGCAUUCCGUCAGGAAAUCCGUAUACUUUUGAUGAACUACUCAUUACAGACGGGCCUAACGCCAAAAUUUAUAUUAGAGAUGCAAAAAUAAUGGGAAUGUGUGAUUUUGUCGUAAAAUCCUUUUACGCGGAUAUCGACAGACUCCACUUCGAAGCUGAAAUAAUAUUUAAACAGGUCGAAAUAAAUACCACUUAUGAUUUUAACGUACGUUUAUUGGUGCCUAUUGCCUACAAAGGACCGAUUUACUUAACCUUAGAUAACGUAGGAGCAAAAGCAGAUAUAGAUAUAAAUCUGACAACUAGAGACAGCAAAAGAUAUGUAUAUUUAUCAAAGCUGAAGAUCAAUAUUGAUUUCAAAAAUUAUAACAUUAAAUAUGACGUGGACAAUUCGGAUUUAGCACAAUUCUACGAAAUUAUUAAGAAUUUUGUAGGCAAUAAUCGAGAAGAGAUUAUUAAAAUUCUUAAACCAGUUAUAGAAGCGGAGAUCUCCAGACGGAUUAUCUUGAUUUCUAAUAAUAUAGUUAAACAAUUUACUUACGAAGAGCUCUUCCCCGAUAGAACAUAAAAAUAUAAAAAUUGUCACGUUACUAUAUUUGUGAUCAGGAACGGAGACUUUUGAUUUUUCGGGAUGUGGAGUACCUUAACCAAACGGGGGGGGAUUUCAAAAUAAAAAUUUUAUCUCUUUUAUUGUA
Molecule: messenger RNA, 890 nt
Organism: Acromyrmex echinatior (Panamanian leafcutter ant)
Lineage: Eukaryota; Metazoa; Arthropoda; Insecta; Hymenoptera; Formicidae
Biological process (GO): multicellular organismal reproductive process
Source: RefSeq, a predicted model, not a curated record